This is a messenger RNA of Teleopsis dalmanni, 753 nucleotides long. RefSeq lists its product as uncharacterized. The transcript has 4 exons. Lineage: Eukaryota; Metazoa; Arthropoda; Insecta; Diptera; Diopsidae. The record is from RefSeq and is a predicted model, not a curated record. The coding region runs from base 1 to 753 and encodes 250 amino acids.
AUGACUCUUAAAAUUAGCUAUAAACUUGAGCAACAGAUACUUUUGAUGUUUCCUACGGAGAAGCUGGAAUAUUACAGAUGCGACAGAAGAGGAAAAAUUUACUCCAGAUUUUGUUAUUUAAGGCAGUCGCUGAAAAAUAUAGAGAAAAAACAAUCUGCACCAGAAAGCCACGAUGGCUCAAAAGUCAUAUAUGAAGAUGUUGCAGCAGAUGCCGUUAAACGUCUUAGGUACGAGAAUGUAGAUGCAAGUGAGUUAAAUGAGCUAUGGCAACUAUCUUCUUCUAGCAGACUGGAAAAAAUUGUCAAUGAUUGUUUAAGUUUAUCAGAUAUUUUUAAGCUUUGGCCAGAGUAUAAGAAGCCAACGGGAUACAGACUAAUUGAUUUAGAUUUUAAACAUUUGUAUUCAUCUGCUAACGAUAUUCUUGAUAUCUUUGAGCCGAAAAUGAAAAAAUUGUACGACUUCUUUUCUAAGCCAAAUACUUUGAAAGAUUCCAAUUGUAGUGUGCUUCUAAAAAAGCUAACCGACGAUGUUGUUGCUAAAGGAGACACGUCCUAUAUUUUCACAACUCUUUGGUGUCUUCAUGAAUAUUUAUUUCCAACUGGGCGCGUGGUACAAAAAGACAACACCGGCAAAAAAAUAACACGAAGAUUUACUAUAAAAGACUCACAAGAGUUGGUAUGCUUCGUUGGCCAAAGCGUGCAACAAUUGGAACAAUUCAUCUCUUUUCAAAAAAGUCGAAACCUAAAUAUAUAA